GCAACACUGGCUCCGGACGGAAGGCUCACUGCGUUUGAACGGAGUCACGUGACUGUCGCACCGGUUGAAACCGACGGAAACCCGCGAGAGGCUCCAGCUGCAGACCUGCGCGAACGAACGGAUCAAACAUCCAGCAUAGAGUCCGGCUCCCCGGCUCCACACCCCCCGGUAUGUCCGCUGCUGUCUGCGUGCUGAAGACCCGCUGCUUCCUCCGGCAGCUCCUCCCCGGCCUGCCCGCCGCCAUGCACAGAAGCUACAGCCUGGAUGUCUCCGCUCCGCUCCUCCGGACGCAGGGCUACGUGGACGGCCGCUGGAUCUCCGCUGCCUCGGUGUUCCCCGUCCUAGAUCCGGCCACCGGGCAGGAGAUAGCCCGGGUGUCGGACUGCGGCCCCGCGGAGGCCAAGCAGGCGGUGGACGCUGCGUACAAAGCGUUUCACUCCUGGAAGCAGUACACGGCCAAGGAGAGGAGCGUCCUGCUAAGGAAAUGGUUUGAGCUGAUGACGCUGCACAAAGAUGAGCUCGCCCAGCUGAUCACGUUUGAAUGUGGUAAACCGAUGUGCGAGUCUCUCGGGGAGAUCUCGUACUCCGCCUCCUUCCUCGAGUGGUUUUCUGAGGAGGCGCGGCGAGUCUACGGUGACAUUGUGCCAUCUCCAGCCAAAGACAGAAAGCUCCUCCUCCUGAAGCAGCCGGUGGGCGUGGCCUCCAUCAUCACACCGUGGAACUUCCCCAGCGCCAUGAUCACCAGGAAGGUCGGCGCCGCGCUGGCUGCCGGCUGCACGGUGGUGGUUAAACCAGCUGAGGACACGCCACUUUCGGCUCUCGCUCUGGCAGAGCUGGCGGAGCAGGCGGGGAUCCCGGCAGGGGUGGUCAAUGUGGUUCCAUGCUCCAGAGAGUCGACGCCCUCGGUCGGGCAGGUCCUCUGCACAGACCCUCUGGUGGCUAAAAUCUCCUUCACUGGAUCCACGGCGACCGGGAAGGUGUUGCUGAAAAUGGCCGCUGACACCGUGAAGAAGGUAUCCAUGGAACUGGGUGGCCACGCCCCCUUCAUUGUGUUUGACAGCGCAGACCUUGACAAAGCGGUGGGCGGAGCCAUGGCAUCCAAGUUCAGGAACUCAGGCCAGACGUGCGUGUGCUCGAACCGGUUUCUGGUCCAGAGCGCCGUCUACGACCGCUUCGUGGAAAAGUUGGGGCGAGCUAUGGAUGCCGAGCUGCGUCUGGGUCACGGCUCGGAGCCCAACACCACGCAGGGGCCGCUCAUCAACACCCGCGCCGCAGAGAAGGUGCUACAUCAGAUUUCGGACGCCGUGUCCCGCGGGGCGAAGGUGGUAAAAGGCGGGAAGCGCCUCGAUGGCUCCUUCAUGGAGCCGACUCUGCUGGCCGACGUCACCGCCGACAUGCUGUGCACGAAGGAGGAAACCUUCGGGCCGCUCGUGCCCGUCAUCAGGUUUAACACGGAGGAGGAGGCUCUGGCUAUUGCUAACGCGACCAGCGUCGGGCUGGCAGGUUACUUUUACUCACAGGAUGUGAGUCAGAUCUGGCGGGUGGCGGAGGCGUUGGAGGUGGGGAUGGUCAGCGUCAAUGAGGGGCUGCUGUCCACGCCAGAGGCCACGUUUGGUGGGGUGAAGGAAUCCGGCAUGGGCCGCGAGGGCUCCAAGUACGGCGUCGACGAGUACCUGGAAGUGAAGUACAUGUGCUUUGGAGGCCUCAAACCGUGAGGAGGAAGAGGAGGCGGUACAAAAGCUGUGACUCGGUGGAGGUGGUCGGAUUCUUUUAUUAACACGUGAUAACUCCUUCAAUAAAGUUUGAAUUCAUGCAGGAUCAAAAACGUCCAACAUCGGACUUUGUAAAUCACAUUUUGAAUCAGCUGUCGCUUCUACGCUCACACACUCGGCACCAGCACGAAGCUUAAACUUAUCUGAACCCGUCUCAGACUGGUUGAACUGCCCAAACUCACACCAGUAGGAGGCGCUACUCAGUCCGUUUAUCUGCCCUGUCUGCUGUGAUUGGCUAUCAGUGUUAAGGGAUUGUAAACUGAAGGGGAGGGGCUAACAAACCGCCACAUUGUGAUGAAACUUGUUUUUAAAAAUUAUUUUCUGCUUCACCCGUGGCGCAGCGAGUGUCCAUAAAGCUUCCAACUCGCAUGAAUCCUCCUGAAUCGUGAAACUUGAUUCAUUCCUAAAGAAAUUGUGCGUGAUGAGAGACGCGCCUUUGGAAACGAAGCCGACAGAGCGACAGCCGGCGCCGCAUCGAGCCAUGAAAACACGAACGGGUGCAAACCUGUCGACUCGGCUCGUCUACGUGUGAAACGCUCUCGUAGCAGUUUAAUACCUGGAUGUUUGUCUGUGACUUUAGCUGAUGGGGUCAAAGUUCAUGUGUGCGUUUUGUAUUCUGACCACAUUAAAGACGAGUUUGUGUUA
Messenger RNA from Maylandia zebra (zebra mbuna), 2417 nucleotides. RefSeq names its product aldehyde dehydrogenase 5 family, member A1 (succinate-semialdehyde dehydrogenase). Gene Ontology annotation, molecular function: succinate-semialdehyde dehydrogenase (NAD+) activity. Gene Ontology annotation, biological process: GABA catabolic process. NCBI's taxonomy places the organism in Eukaryota, Metazoa, Chordata, Actinopteri, Cichliformes, Cichlidae. The record is from RefSeq and is a predicted model, not a curated record. Gene Ontology annotation, cellular component: mitochondrion.